UAUUUGUCUAGUGCUUAUGUAUAAAUAGCACAAGUCCUUGGCAAAUCAAACAAUAACUUCCUGGCACCAAGAAAAUGGAAGUGACCACCCUCAAAUCAUUGUUGUUAUUGCUUCUCUCUUUCCACCUCUUGGCUAUCCACAGUUUCUGUGAUGCCAACCAGGUCAACAACCUCCGCGAGAUAAUUAGAUCUCAUAAACUCAACUCUGCUUCUCACACAGAGUCGUGGAAUAAAGAAGAUGCAGAGUACAGUCCCCCAUCAUCACUUUACAUAGGUUCCCAGGAAGGAUUGAUGGAAGCUGAUAAGAUUGAUACUUUGCCAGGACAGCCCAAAGGAGUGGAUUUUAAUCAGUAUGCAGGAUAUGUUACAGUUGAUCCCAAAAAUGGAAGGGCGCUAUUCUAUUAUUUUGUUGAAUCACCUCAGAAUUCUUCCACCAAACCACUGGUAUUAUGGCUGAAUGGAGGGCCUGGAUGCUCAUCUCUAGGAUAUGGAGCCAUGGAAGAAUUGGGACCUUUCAGAGUCAACAGUGACGGAAGGACACUAUACAGAAAUGAGUAUGCUUGGAACAAUGUUGCAAACGUCAUCUUCUUAGAAUCUCCAGCCGGAGUUGGGUUUUCGUAUUCAAAUACUUCCUCAGAUUAUAUCACCGGCGACAAGAAAACAGCGGAGGAUUCUUACACUUUUCUGGUGAACUGGCUGGAGAGGUUCCCCCAAUAUAAAAGUCGCGACUUCUACAUAACUGGGGAGAGCUAUGCGGGUCAUUAUGUACCCCAACUUGCUUAUACAAUCCUCUCGAAUAACAAUACUACAAAUCAGACAAUCAACCUCAAAGGCAUUGCUAUUGGGAAUGCAUGGAUAGAUGAUAACACUGCCAUCAAGGGAACAUAUGAUUAUUACUGGACACAUGCUCUGAAUUCUGACGAAACCAAUGCAGGAAUCAACGAGUACUGUGACUUCCUUACUGGGAAUUUCUCAAGCAAGUGCUUUGAUUAUCAGGACCAGGGAGAUACGGAAGUCGGGAACCUCGACUACUACAACAUUUAUGCACCUCUCUGCAAUCAAUCACCACCAAAAUCUGGCUCACCUGGUUCUGUCAAGGAUUUCGAUCCCUGCUCCAGUUACUAUGUACUGUCCUAUCUAAAUCUUGCCGAGGUGCAAACAGCUCUUCAUGCAAAGGGUACAGAGUGGCAGGCUUGCAGAGGUCAUCUAGUAAAAUGGACGGACAGUCCAACAACAAUUCUGCCCACCAUCGAGAAGCUAAUGGCAAGCGGGAUUAGAUUGUGGAUAUACAGUGGCGACGUAGACUCGGUAGUAUCAGUAACCUCAUCUAGGUAUGCCAUAAACACCUUCAAACUUGCAAUCACAACGCCUUGGCAACCUUGGUACGCCAAUAAUGAGGUUGGAGGAUAUGUGGAGGAGUACCAAGGGCUCACACUCGUCACAGUUAGAGGAUCUGGGCAUACCGUCCCGAGCUACCAACCAGAGAGAGCACUAACCAUGAUAUACUCUUUCCUUCUGGGAACGCUCCCUCCUUCCUCUUAAGGACACAUUGGAAGCCAUUCCAUGUAACAAUUAUCUUAUCAUUUAUGUUCCAGAAACAUUUAAUAAGAACAUGAUCGAGUUUUGGGUGUAAAAUUCAUCUCAAGUUCAGCAAAAGAAUAUAGAUCAUCAAACAUUUGAUAGUUAUGUGGUACAAUAACAGAAAUUUAAGAUGUACACAUUUUAAAAUAUAACAGGUAAUAUAAACAUAAGUGUGAAAGCUUUUCAAGUUUUAAA
Messenger RNA from Manihot esculenta (cassava), 1775 nucleotides. Its product is annotated as serine carboxypeptidase 1. Gene Ontology annotation, biological process: proteolysis. NCBI's taxonomy places the organism in Eukaryota, Viridiplantae, Streptophyta, Magnoliopsida, Malpighiales, Euphorbiaceae. The record is from RefSeq and is a predicted model, not a curated record. The coding region runs from base 75 to 1541 and encodes 488 amino acids. Gene Ontology annotation, cellular component: vacuole. Gene Ontology annotation, molecular function: serine-type carboxypeptidase activity. The transcript has 8 exons.